This is a messenger RNA of Sabethes cyaneus, 1607 nucleotides long. RefSeq names its product 26S proteasome regulatory subunit 7 (gene Rpt1). Gene Ontology annotation, cellular component: proteasome regulatory particle, base subcomplex. Gene Ontology annotation, biological process: proteasome-mediated ubiquitin-dependent protein catabolic process. Bases 251 to 1555 code for a protein of 434 amino acids. The record is from RefSeq and is a predicted model, not a curated record. Lineage: Eukaryota; Metazoa; Arthropoda; Insecta; Diptera; Culicidae. Gene Ontology annotation, molecular function: ATP hydrolysis activity; ATP binding; proteasome-activating activity. The transcript has 5 exons.
CAAUUUUGACAUUCUCUGUCGCCACUCUGUAUAUAGUCACUCUAUAAAUGACAUGUAAAAAUUAUCGAUAGUAUCGGUAACUCUCGAUCUCGACCCGUACUUUCUUGAUUAUUCGAUUUUUCCAAUUUUGCUUGUAAUCGUCAUCGUCAAUACGAUUGAGCAUUGAGCCGAAACCGUCUAUCCGUGCACCGUGCCCCGUGCAUUAAAAGCAGAAUACGAGUUAGUAAUUUUACAUAUAAAAUUAAUCAAAAUGCCUGAUCAUUUAGGAGAUGAUAUGCGGAAAGUGAAAUCCGAUGGAAAGGAAGCCGAACCAGAAAUUGAAGCAUUGGACGAUGUGGAUAUCGAGUUAUUGAAAACCUAUGGUCAAGGCCAAUAUCAUAAGGCAAUAAAGCAGAUUGAUGAAGACAUUCAAAAGGCUAUCAAACAGGUUAAUGAGUUAACUGGAAUUAAAGAAAGUGACACUGGUUUGGCUCCUCCUGCUCUUUGGGAUCUUGCAGCUGAUAAACAAAUUUUGCAGAAUGAGCAACCAUUGCAAGUUGCAAGAUGUACCAAAAUUAUUAACGCCGAUUCUGAUGACCCAAAAUAUAUCAUUAAUGUUAAACAAUUUGCUAAAUUCGUCGUUGACUUAGCCGACUCCGUUGCGCCAACCGAUAUUGAAGAAGGAAUGCGUGUCGGGGUUGACCGCAAUAAAUAUCAGAUUCACAUACCUCUUCCACCAAAAAUAGAUCCAACAGUGACAAUGAUGCAAGUUGAAGAAAAACCUGACGUGACAUACAGUGAUGUAGGAGGAUGCAAGGAACAAAUAGAAAAAUUACGUGAAGUUGUUGAGACUCCACUGUUACAUCCGGAAAAGUUCGUGAACCUUGGUAUUGAACCACCUAAGGGCGUCUUACUUUUUGGCCCUCCUGGUACUGGAAAGACAUUGUGUGCUAGAGCAGUGGCGAAUCGUACCGAUGCCUGUUUCAUUCGUGUUAUUGGAUCGGAAUUGGUCCAAAAAUAUGUCGGAGAAGGAGCGCGCAUGGUGCGUGAGUUAUUUGAAAUGGCUCGGUCAAAGAAAGCUUGUCUGAUUUUCUUUGAUGAGAUCGACGCUAUUGGAGGUGCUCGCUUUGAUGAUGGUGCUGGGGGUGACAAUGAAGUACAAAGAACCAUGUUGGAACUAAUCAAUCAGUUGGAUGGAUUCGACCCUCGUGGAAAUAUCAAAGUUCUUAUGGCAACAAACAGGCCGGAUACGCUGGAUCCAGCAUUAAUGCGACCUGGUCGAUUGGAUCGUAAAGUAGAGUUUGGUCUUCCAGAUUUGGAAGGACGAACGCAUAUUUUCAAAAUCCAUGCUCGCUCAAUGUCAGUUGAAAGAGACAUUCGUUUUGAAUUGCUUGCUCGCUUGUGUCCAAAUUCUACCGGUGCAGAAAUUCGUUCUGUUUGUACGGAAGCCGGCAUGUUUGCUAUUAGAGCUAGACGUAAGGUUGCAACAGAAAAAGAUUUCCUCGAGGCAGUGAAUAAAGUCAUUAAAAGCUACGCGAAGUUUAGCGCUACUCCGAGGUAUAUGACUUACAAUUGAUCGAUUUUCUUAACAAAUAUCAGUCUUGUAUCGCUUAAAUAAAAGUUUUAGA